AGUAAAAUCAUUAAUAAAAAUGCAAUUAGGUCCAACAUCAAAUGACUAUACUCUAAAAGGAUCGAUUUCUAUCUUGACAAAGAAAGAUAAAGGAAAUUUCAAAAUAUUCUUUAUUAGUUGUUUUCAUUCGUGUUACUUUUGCACGACCCUAUACAUUAUCAAGGCUCUUGAUCACGGUGUGAAUGCCAUCUUACACGAUCGUGCCUGCGUAACCGGCGAACGGUUCCAGUUCGACUGGUCCUCUCGGCGUGAGACCACGUGUUGAAAAUCUGCGAUGUAGUACAACUCCAGCUGGCAGCGAUAGCAUGUGUUCACGUAAUUAAUCUCCAGGUUAAUUUCGACGCGUGUUGCCUUGGACUCACUUUAGGAUAUUAUAAUACAUAUUGCGUAGUGUUAUCAUCUAACAUCACAUCCCUUAGUGAUCAAGAUGAAAUAUUUCGUAUACGCGAGAAGUAACUGUUAUUAUCGCGUCCAGCUGGAGACGUUUGAUCGCAGAUCGAUACGUUAAUAAUUAUCAGCGAAUUUCCAGUAACGGCAGCUACCGUGGACACGCACAAUGAAUUCUGCGAUUCAUGUUCAGCUAGCAAGGUGGUCAAUCCCGGCGGUAGCUCUUGCCGUCGCUCUCUUUUGGUACAAACGCCGUCGGAUAGACAGAGGUGAACUUCAGUGGAAUGACUCAGGGGGGACGGCAAAAUCGAAACGCGUAGAAAAGGCGAUUUCAAAUGAUAAGCAGGAGUUUGACACUAGCGUCUACGACGUUCAGGAGAUUAAUCAGGAAUCCUCGGUUGGUUGCUGCUACACGCUACAGGAAGAGUCGACUCGCGUCUCAAGGAAGGUCAGCGAGAGCACGACGUUAGAAAAUACAAUGUCGCAAUUUGAUUGCUGUAGCAGCAGCCUGAUCAAUCACGCUGAGGACGCUGAGACGACACGCAGUACUGCAGUACAGUUGGACAGUAAUUCGAAUGCGAGUUGCUGUAAGGACAUGAUCGCCGCGAGCGCAUCCUCCGAGUGCGUCGACGAGAACGUCGACAAUGAAACGAAGAUAUCUCAAAGCGUCCCUAGCGAGGAGCAGACUGUACAUCGCGAGACAGAGCCGUCUGGGCAAAACUACACGGACCAAUGUAACUGCCAGAAGGAUGGGCAACAAUCCGAGGGACACACUGUCAGAACUCAGGGACAGGUGGUCGACGAAAGGGACUCGGCCAAUCACAGCCCGGUUUCCGCGGUUCUGGACGGCAGCGUCACGGACGAAGCCGGGAGCGAAGGAAGCAAUACGGAUAGCGGAAAAGGUGGGAGUAUCAAUGGAUGCAGGAAAAACAACGUUGCACCAUCCACGUACGAGUUUGCAAUACCGCAACAUCUGGUGGGCAGGUUGAUCGGCCGUCAUGGUAGCUUUUUACACAGUAUCCGCACAAAGGCGAACGUCGGUAUAUACGUUAAUGAUCACCCUUGCGAUGGCGAUCAUAAGAUUUGCUCGAUACGAGGCAGUGUUGAGGGAAUUAAUGUCGCGUUGAAAAUGAUAAGGCAGAAGUUUCCGGAGAAAAGGUUUCCGCAAGUGACAUUGGCGGAGAUUUCAACGGUAUCCGAGGUGAAUGAAGAAGUUGCAUACAACGUCCUUGUACUGCGGCCUCUGUCCCUGGUUGAUGGCAUUAAUAAUGACAUCAACAUCUGUCAUAUUGUCAAGCCGAACUGGCUCUUCGUACGGCUUCCGACUCAUCCGUCAUUUCCUCUUUUGCAAAAUUUAGAAGACAGCAUGAAUUAUUGUUAUAACACAGAAUCGUUAUCAGUUCCGGAAGUAGCAAACAAGGGCGAUUACGUGGCUGUAUAUUGGAGCUGCAAAUGGGUUAGAGGAUGUAUUGAAUGUCCAGAUCCAUCGGGAGAGAAAAACGUAGUACGAUUACUGGACUACGGUGGUUACUGGCAGUUUAGCAAUUCGGAAUUCAGGCCAUUGCUAUAUGAUUAUUUGAGCUUACCCUUCCAAGCGAUCGAAAUUUUUUUAGCAAAUAUUCAGCCAAAAAAUGGUAAAUGGUCUUCAGAAGCUUACAAUGUGGUACAAAAUUGUUCCUUAAAGGGAGUUGCUCAAGCGCAGAUUGAAGGUCGCAUUCAAAGUAAUAUUUAUGCAAAUAUUUAUUUUCUUAUACAAAAUUAUGGGGUAAUUUCUCUUACUCAAGAACUGUUAGAGAAUGGACACGCUGAAAAAGUAGCAUGGGAGCAGAUGAAGCCAGAAACACUUGAAUCCAUAUGCAAUAUACAUCCAUAUACAACAUAAAAGUUGUAACAAAUUUUACAGUUUUCAGAUUUCCUAUCGAAUCAUGCAUAAUUCGCGGUUCUUAGUCAGUACGGACUAGAAUUUAGUAUCGUCAUUAGUAGCCCCCUUCUUUAAUCGUGUCAAAAUUGAUUAUUUUGCUUUUUGACGUAGUCCUUGUGUACUUUUUCUUUAUUGAAAUUGCUGUGAAUACUCUGACAUAUAUAUUAUACCUAAUGAUUGAUUAGCUACAUAGAGAUAGAGUAAAUAACGCAGUAUAUCUAUAUCACCAUUCUGAUAAUGAACAAUGAGACUAUAUAUUUCGCUGUACAGAAGACAGAUAUUUUUGUCGCGUUUGAGUAGCAUUUAGUAAUCCCUUAACAUGAUUGCUCAGAAAAAAGCGCAUUCUGUAAGCACAAAACUCGUUGUUUCAAACGAGUUCUGACAAGUACAAAAUAUUUGAUUUAGCCUGAUAACGUAUAAGAACCUUUUUUUUUUACAGCAACUCUCCGAAUUGCGUAUUAUCGCCCGUGAUAUUUUCUCUUUUAUCUGGAAAACUGAACUUUUCAUCGAUCAAUGUUAUUGCGCAAGACAAAUCUUUCAGAUAAUUUUGCAUAAAUGUUUCGGGAAACUUCGUUUCGUUAUCUUAGUGCCUUGCGACUGUAAAGAAGAUGCAACCGUGCUUAAAACUCUUCUACAUCCUCAUAUAAUGUAUAUAUUGUAAAAUAAUCUUCCGAUUGUAGAAUAUUUAUAUUUAGAAAAGGAGAGGAAUUUAUAAAGGUUCGUAGUAUAGAUCGUAGAGUAGAAUAAACAGAUAAAUUUGCAUUUUACAAAGUAGUGUCACAUCUAAACUAAAAAAGAAACAUUGUAAUCGAAUAACUCAGACGAAUUAGGAAAUUCGUUUCUACGUGACUCAUAUCCUUUUCUGAUUGGGGACGAUUCGAGAAUCCAUUGAAUUAUGAAAACUUAGUUUCUUCUCUCACGUUAAUUCUAUAUCAUUGUAGAUUAAACUUGUUACCGCAAGAGUUAUUGUUAAACGUCGCAUUUCCUUGAAUGUCCUACGUUAUCUUCUCAAAUUAAAAAUUCGAAGGUUGCUCAUUCAUUUAAGUAGAGAUUUGUCUUUCAAACUUUAUUAUUUUUCCAGUAAUUUGUAUUCUGCGCAUCUUCACUAUCGUGGCAUAAAAUUAUUUUUAUUUUAUGCUCGCUAAUUAUUUUUGUUCAAGUAAUUUCAGAGAUUUUUGGCGUUUCAAAAAGACUAAGCUUUUGGAUAAAUUCAAACGCACGCAUGUAACACUGUAUAUAUUUGUUUAGAUAUCGAUUUUUAGAUCGGUUUUUGCGCGAUAUUCUAACAUGUCUUUUUCUAUGCAAGAUUUCAGUGCUGUAGAAAUUAGUUAGCUGAGAAAAAGUAUAAAAUGUUUUGUCACUCGUUCAUUGCGCUCAACUGGAAACGAUUGGCAGUUAUGAAAUAUUAUAAUAUUUAAUAUUGUUGAUUGAGCAUAAUAUAGAAAUAUUUUUCUAGGAAUAUAUACAUGUAAGGUUACAAACAUUAAAUCAGUUAUACAUGCUUUCUCGUGCGCUGCAAUUAACUCGAUUUAUUAUAAUUUAUUAUAAUUCUUCAAGAAAAUAUAGCGACAAUGUGGCGCAACGAACGUCGUUACGUAAUGAUCAUUCGUAAUUCUCUUGUGUAUAUAAUAUGUAGCUGGACCGCAAUUUUUGACUAUUCAAAUUUUGUACAACACUUCAUUUAGCAUCGUAUUAAUCAUUAUAUUAAUUGAGUAAAUUUAAAGUAGCUUUUGUAUAUUUGUCAAUCUUUGAAGAUUAGAUUUGCAUCAAUUUUUACCGCCAAUUUCUCUUACAUCUUUUAUACAUGUUCUGUAAAAUGACGGGAUAAAAAGUAACAGCAAAAGAGAACAGUGUUAUGCUAAAGUUUAAGCCAUUGUUUUGUAUUGUAUAGCAGAAAUAAAGAUGUCUGUAAAUAGCUAA
This is a messenger RNA of Wasmannia auropunctata (little fire ant), 4228 nucleotides long. It is a transcript of the gene spoon, whose product is annotated as KH domain-containing protein C56G2.1. The record is from RefSeq and is a predicted model, not a curated record. Bases 557 to 2269 code for a protein of 570 amino acids. Gene Ontology annotation, molecular function: RNA binding. The transcript is spliced from 6 exons. NCBI's taxonomy places the organism in Eukaryota, Metazoa, Arthropoda, Insecta, Hymenoptera, Formicidae.